UGCAAUUUUUUGUAUCAAGCGCGGUUAAAAUAUAGCCAUGGCAGAUAGCAGUGCCGCGGAACAGGAUGCCGACAAUGUCAUCCGCAUUAUGGUGGCCACCGAUAACCACUUGGGCUACGGCGAGAAGGACGCCGUACGCGGCGAGGACAGUUUCACCGCCUUCGAGGAGAUUCUGGAGCUGGCCGUGGCCGAGGAUGUGGACAUGAUAUUGCUGGGUGGAGACUUGUUCCACGAUGCAGUGCCCAGUCAGAAUGCCAUGCACAAGUGCAUCGAGCUAUUGCGUCGCUAUACGUUCGGAGAUAAGCCGGUGUCCUUGGAGAUACUCAGCGACCAGUCACUGUGCUUCUACAAUGCAGUCAACCAGUCGGUGAACUACGAGGAUCCCAAUCUGAACAUUGCCAUUCCAGUCUUCUCCAUUCACGGCAAUCACGAUGAUCCGAGCGGCUUCGGACGACUCAGUUCGUUGGAUCUGCUGAGCACGUCCGGGCUGGUGAACUACUUUGGCCGGUGGACGGACCUUACCAAGCUCGAGAUCAGCCCGAUUCUUAUCCGCAAGGGCGAGAGCCAGCUAGCGCUGUAUGGCCUGAGCCACAUCCAUGACGGUCGCCUAGCGCGUCUCUUCAAGGACUUCAAGGUGACUAUCGAGUGUCCCGGCAACAGCGGCAAUGGCGGUGGCGGUGAUGGCGAAGCCGAGCAGGAGGACUGGUUCCACCUGAUGGUCGUUCAUCAGAAUCGCGCAGAUCGGGGGCCCAAGAACUACUUGCCAGAGGAUCUGCUGCCAGACUUUCUGCACUUGGUGAUCUGGGGGCACGAGCACGACUGCCGCAUUGAGCCAGAGUCGAAUGCGAAGAAAGGCUUUUACGUGUCCCAGCCGGGCUCAUCGGUGCCCACCUCCCUGUCGGAGGGCGAGGCCAAAAAGAAACACGUCGGCCUGCUGGAGAUCUACAAGACCAAGUUCAAGCUGAAGGAGCUGCCGUUGCAGUCGGUGCGUCCGUUUGUCUACGAUUCAAUUGUACUGCCCGACAAGGCCGAAGAGCUGGGCCUGAACGAGGGCGACGCCUCCACAAAAGUGUACAAAUUCGCCCAGGAGCGUGUGGAGUCCAUGAUCGAAAAGGCCAAGGCCCAGCUCACGGGCCAUCCGAAGCAGCCGCAUCUACCCUUGAUACGGUUGCGCCUGCUCUACACCGAUGAGUCCUGCAUGUUCAACACUAUUCGUUUUAGCCAGAUGUUCAACACGCGAGUGGCGAACGCCCAGGAUGUGGUGCAGUUCAGCAAGCUGGUGAAGCGCACCAAGGGCGAAACCGUCAAACUGGACAAGGAGGCCAUGAGGCGCGCCCUGGAGGCGGAGAAUGCCACUCGCGUGGAGGAAUUGGUAGAUCGCUAUUUCGACGAGGCCAAAACCAAAAAGCCACUGAAGCUGCUCCACUCUAAGGCACUGGCAGAGAUGACCUAUCGCCUGGUAGAACGUCGCGACGCCAAUGCGGCCGAAAAUAUUGUCAAAUUCUAUAAGGAAAAGGCAGUGGAACAUUUGAUGGAGUCAAUGCCCAACGACGAGAACAUCGAUGAUGGGCUCCAGUGCUUCAGAGAACGCCACAAGCACGAUGAUCUGCUCAAAAUGCUAGAUGCUCGUGGCGUCCGGCCGAAGGAUGAGACCUCUGUUUUUGCAACGAAAGAUGAAGCCAACUCAUCCACUGCAACAACCACUGGCCGGGGACGUGCUGCUCGAGGUCGCGGAGCAGCUCGUGGUCGUGCUGCUGCAACUAGUGCUGCCACGCGAGCCAAGCCCCAGUUAGACGUGUCCAUGAAUAACACACGCUCCUCGAGCAGGCAGCAGACUCUACUGACCAGCAUCCGAGCUGCUUCCAAAGGCCCAAGCUACGUGAUAUCCGAUGAUUCUGAUUGAUUCACAUUCCUGAGGGCUUCAAUGGAUUCACAUUCCUCAGGCCUUCAAUUGAUUCACAUUCCUCAGUGCUCUGAGCCUUUAUAUUUGUAUGAAGCUACUGUUUUCUUUUAUAAUUUUCAGCCUAAUACGUGUACUACUAGAAUGCAUCUAAUGUAAUCCUCGAGGGACAGAAUUAGAGCGACAGGUGUGCCAUAUGAUUGUCAUUCUUUGGCAAAAAAGAUCUCUAGACGUCAGAGUACAGAAUCUUGGCUACCAAAAUGUCAGUGAAAGCUUCUUACAUAUUUUUACCAACUAGAUUUAAUAUCCAUCUGUUAAGAACCGAAUGACUCUGAUGAAAGAUCAACUGGUUCAACUCAA
Messenger RNA from Drosophila persimilis, 2260 nucleotides. RefSeq names its product double-strand break repair protein MRE11 (gene mre11). Gene Ontology annotation, cellular component: Mre11 complex; nucleus. The transcript is spliced from 5 exons. NCBI's taxonomy places the organism in Eukaryota, Metazoa, Arthropoda, Insecta, Diptera, Drosophilidae. The coding region runs from base 38 to 1903 and encodes 621 amino acids. Gene Ontology annotation, molecular function: 3'-5'-DNA exonuclease activity; DNA endonuclease activity; manganese ion binding. The record is from RefSeq and is a predicted model, not a curated record. Gene Ontology annotation, biological process: double-strand break repair via homologous recombination; mitotic G2 DNA damage checkpoint signaling; mitotic intra-S DNA damage checkpoint signaling.